AUGGCCGUUUACAUGUUUGUCAUUUUUAUUUCAGGCAUUUCCAUUAAUGCGCUUACAAUUGCAUGCACCAACGAAUACAAGAAGCUCCCAUCCCACCUCAACUACAUCUUGAUGAAUUUGGUGGUAGCCAACCUUCUUGUGUUCAUUGUGGGCUCUUUCACUGGCCUCUGCACCUUUGCAGCCAGAUAUUUCAUCUUUGGACCUCUUGUAUGCAAGAUUGAAGGUUUUAUGGUUACACUUGGUGGAAUGGUAAGCCUCUGGUCUCUGGCUGUCAUAGAUUUUGAAAGGUGGCUGGUCAUCUGCAAACCACUCGGUAACUUUAUUUUCAAACCUGAUCCCACUUUAGCUUGCUGUGCAUUCACCUGGGUGUUUGCACUGGUUGCCUCAACUCCUCCGCUUUUCGGAUGGAGCAGAUAUAUCCCUGAAGGUCUGCAGUGCUCCUGUGGACCAGACUGGUACACCACAAACAACAAAUACAACAACGAAUCCUAUGUGAUGUUCCUCUUCUGCUUUGCCAUUCCCCUCACCAACAUUGCCUUCUGCUAUACUCAGCUGCUCUUUACAAUGAAAAUAGCAGUGAAGGCUCAAGCUGAGACUGCCUCCACUCAGAACGCAGAGAGAGAGGUGACCAGGAUGGUGAUCAGCAUGGUGUUGGGCUUCCUGGUGUGCUAGGUGCCAUAUGCCUCCUUUGCUAUUUGGGUUGUGAACACUCGUGGGACACCUUUUGACGUCAGAUUUGCUUCUGUACCAGCCAUCUUUUCCAAGUCGUCAGCAGUG
Molecule: messenger RNA, 777 nt
Organism: Monopterus albus (swamp eel)
Lineage: Eukaryota; Metazoa; Chordata; Actinopteri; Synbranchiformes; Synbranchidae
Product: blue-sensitive opsin-like
Exons: 4
Coding region: 1-672 (223 amino acids)
Biological process (GO): G protein-coupled receptor signaling pathway
Cellular component (GO): membrane
Molecular function (GO): G protein-coupled receptor activity
Source: RefSeq, a predicted model, not a curated record